This is a messenger RNA of Aedes albopictus (Asian tiger mosquito), 997 nucleotides long. RefSeq lists its product as uncharacterized. Bases 548 to 877 code for a protein of 109 amino acids. Lineage: Eukaryota; Metazoa; Arthropoda; Insecta; Diptera; Culicidae. The transcript has 2 exons. The record is from RefSeq and is a predicted model, not a curated record.
GGCCGCAGGUCGUGGGUCUUAAAAUACCCACUGAAAUAGCUGACCGUUGUUCAGCGCUUCUCUAUUCCUAUAGUAAGUUGUACUAAACUUCUAGUAUUUUGCAUAUCUCAUCGCUCAUAUAGGACCACUGUGCAUGGGUAUCAAUUUUAUUGUGUCCUAUGUGUAAACACUCGAACCACUUCGAAGAGGUUGCAGUUGCUGCAAUCAUUAACACCCUGCUGCUGCUACCAACAGCAGUAGUCCUAGAGAGCCUAGUAGCAGCUUAUAACCACACCAUGGCUGAUAAUGGUUUCGCAUACGCAUGUGGUGCGGUGAGUGGCAGUUUUGAAUCACCGACUGGCUGCUGCCGGCAGAGAUGAUACUUCUGCGGAGUUCUUUUUCCAACCGCAAGCAGACAGGCAGUCCGACUCCACAGCAAUGUUGAUAUAAAAGCGAAUAAGUGAUACUUUUGUCCGGCCAUUUAGAUCUUUGCAGCAAACGGAACGGUCGCGAGUCGGUCGCGUGUCGGUCGGGAACGUGUGAGCAUACGAACUCCAACUCCGAGCAAAUGAGGCAACUAGCGAGCACUGCAGCGAUACUUCUGCUGGCGGUGGUAGUCGCUCUGGGUCAAGGCUACAGUGGAGUACCCCGAACGUACAAUCUCGAAUCGGAGGAAGACCGCUAUGGGAAGUACGAACGAGUGCUGCUGGGACUGAAAUCCUCCGAAGGGCUGAACCUUGACAGUAAGCUGCUGGACAAAAUUCGAGAUGUGAUUUUCGAAGACGAAGCAGCUAUGCCGAUGAGAACCGGCGAACGACUGGUGGCCAUUCACUUGGGAAAACCGAAGCAGUCGCGGGAGGUGGCACAGCUGCAGUAUAAAAAUAGGAUAAGAUAUUGAGUAGAGGCGAAAAAUUCCUUGUCAGUACAAAAUAUGUGCAUUUUGUUAUUCACCAAAAUUACUUUUUAGACUGAUAAUUGUUUUUUAACAUAUGUAUACAAUAAAUUAGAUUAUUUUGAA